AGCCCUGUUCUCCUCUUUGGCGCGCACCCACGCAGCAACCUCUUUAAGGUUCUUGCCUUCCUCAGUUCACAUUCUUCUUCUCCGUCUUCCUCUUUCCCUGACGACUCGUUUUUUUUGUCUUUUUUUUUCUCAAUUUUCCCCAUCACACUCGUCUUCCUCUCUCUGAGCUUUACAUUUGGUCUGGUUCCUCUCUCACAUUUUUCCUUGAUUGCUUUUAAGAAAUCGCUGCUUUCGAAGGAUAAUUAUAGGAAUUGAUCAAUGUGUCUAGAGCGAGAAAGAUCAAACACCCAAAAUUCAUUUCAGUAUGUUGGUGAUCAAUAUCUUGACAAGCAAAAGCUUGCUUCUCCUAUAAAAUUUGCUGUUGAUAAGUUCCAACUGAUCCCUGAGUUUUUGAAGAUAAGAGGAUUGGUGAAGCAACACUUGGAUUCGUUUAAUUACUUUGUAAAUACUGGUAUAAAGAAGAUAGUGCAAGCCAAUCAUCAGAUUGUAUCAGGGGUCGAUCCAAGUAUUUAUGUCAGGUUUAAGGAUGUCAGAAUAGGUAAACCUUCCAUGGUGGUUAAUGCAAUUAUGCAAAAACUUAAUCCCCAUGAAUGCCGGUUAUCUAACAUGACAUAUGCUGCACCAAUAUUGGUCGAUAUAGAGUACAUCCACGAAAGUCAUGGUCAAAAAACUAGAAUGGUAAAGAAUGAUUUUAUUAUUGGACGAAUGCCUAUCAUGUUGCGGAGUAGUUGCUGCGUGUUAUAUGGAAAAGAUGAAACUGAGCUAGCAAGACUUGGUGAGUGCCCCCUUGAUCCUGGAGGGUAUUUUAUUAUCAAAGGAACAGAAAAGGUGAUUUUAAUACAAGAACAACUUUCAAAGAAUAGAAUGAUUAUUGAUACAGACAAAAAGGGGAUUAUAAAUGCAUCUGUGACAAGCAGCACAGAGAUAAUAAAAAGCAAAACAGUUAUUCAAAUGGAGAAAGGGAAGAUAUAUUUAUAUCUCAAUCAAUUUGUGAAAAAGGUUCCAAUUAUGGUAGUCAUGAAAGCAAUGGGGCUGGAGUGUGAUCAGGAGGUUGUGCAGAUGGUUGGAAGAGAUCCUCUAUUGAGUGCCAUGCUUUUACCUUCUAUUGAGGAAUGUGUAAGUUAUGGUAUAUAUACCCAACAGCAAGCUUUGGAGUAUCUUGACAGACAGGUGAAAAGAACCAUAUAUUAUAGUCCAUCUGAAAAGGAGGGCAGAGCUUUGGCCAUUCUCCGUGAUGUCUUUCUUGCUAAUGUUCCUGUGCAUUCCAAUAAUUUUCGCCCGAAAUGUUUGUAUGUUGCUGUGAUGUUGAGACGGAUGAUGGAAGCAUUGGUAAAUAAGGAUGCAAUGGAUGACAGGGAUUAUUUGGGGAACAAGCGUUUUGAGUUGUCAGGCCAAUUAAUUUCUCUGCUUUUUGAGGACUUGUUCAAGACUAUGAUUGGUGAGGUUAAGAGACGGAUGGACAUUAUCCUAUCUAAGCCUGCAAGAUCUAGCUCAUUGGACCCUUCUCUUAUUUUAAGACUUGUUGAUAUUAUUACUGUUGGGCUAGAAAGGACCCUUUCUACAGGCAAUUUUGACAUUAAGCGGUUCAAAAUGCACAGGAAAGGCAUGACACAGGUGCUAGCCAGGCUAUCUUUUAUAGGGACCUUGGGCCACAUGACAAAAAUAUCAUCUCAAUUUGAGAAAUCUAGGAAAGUUAGUGGACCUAGGGCAUUGCAACCGAGCCAGUGGGGAGUGAUUUGCCCUAGUGAUACUCCAGAAGGUGAAGCUUGUGGACUGGUGAAAAACUUGGCUCUAACAACUCAUGUCACAACUGAUGAGGAGGAGGGUCCAUUGAUUUCUCUGUGCUAUAGUUUGGGAGUUGAAGACUUGGAAUUAAUAUCAGGAGAAGAUCUUCAUGCACAAAAUUCGUUUCUAAUUAUAUUAAACGGGCUGAUUCUUGGCAAGCAUAGAAGACCGCAGCAAUUUGCUGGUGAUAUUAGAAAGCUGCGUAGAGCUGGCAAAGUUGGUGAGUUUGUAAGUGUCUUUAUAAAUGAGAAGCAGCUUUGUGUCUAUAUUGCUUCUGAUGGAGGUCGAGUUUGUCGUCCACUGGUUAUAGCUGACAAGGGAAUUUCAAGGAUCAAAGAUAACCAUAUGAAGGAGUUGGUGGAUGGAAUUCAUACUUUCCAAGACUUUGUUCAUGGAGGGUUGAUUGAGUAUCUUGAUGUUAAUGAACAGAACAAUGCUCUGAUUGCAUUAUAUGAGGGAGAGGCCACAUCUGAAACAACCCAUAUUGAGAUAGAGCCUUUCACCAUCUUAGGCAUCUGUGCUGGGCUAAUUCCAUAUCCUCAUCAUAAUCAGUCACCAAGAAAUACCUAUCAGUGUGCUAUGGGUAAGCAAGCUAUGGGAAGCAUUGCAUAUAACCAGUUUUCUCGAAUGGACUCCUUACUUUACCUGUUGCUUUAUCCUCAACGGCCUUUAUUGACAACAAGGACAAUUGAGCUGGUUGGAUAUGAUAAGCUUGGAGCUGGUCAGAAUGCUACUGUUGCAGUGAUGAGUUAUAGUGGCUAUGAUAUAGAGGAUGCUAUUGUGAUGAACAAGUCAUCUCUGGAUCGUGGGUUUGGUCGUUGUAUUGUCAUGAAGAGUUACACUGCCAUUUAUCAGAAGAAUUAUGAGAACGGUACAUCAGAUAGAGUACUUAGGCCACAAAGAACAGGACCUGGUUCAGAAAGGAUGCAGAUACUGGAUGAUGAUGGACUUGCUGCUCCUGGGGAGAUAAUUAAGCCAAAUGACAUCUAUAUCAAUAAGGAAUCUCCUAUUCAUACCACAGGGCAACGAGUACCUGCAGAUGGACAGCAAGAUAUUGCAUAUAAGCCUGCAAAACAAACAUUUAAAGGUCCCGAAGGAGAGUCUUGUGUGGUAGAUAGAGUUGCCCUUUGCUCUGAUAAGAGUGAGAAUUUAUGUAUCAAGUUUAUAAUUCGCCAUACACGUAGACCAGAGGUUGGUGACAAAUUUAGUAGCAGACAUGGGCAGAAGGGUGUUUGUGGCACCAUCAUACUACAGGAAGAUCUUCCAUUUUCUGAAAAUGGCAUCUGUCCUGAUUUAAUCAUGAAUCCUCAUGGUUUUCCAAGUCGGAUGACAGUAGGUAAGAUGAUAGAGCUUCUUGGGGGUAAAGCUGGAGUUUCAUGUGGUAGGUUUUACUAUGGAAGUGCCUUUGGAGAAGCAAGUGGUCAUGCAGACAGGGUUGAAGCUAUAAGUGAAACACUUGUGAAGCAUGGUUUCAGCUACAAUGGCAAGGACUUCAUUUACUCAGGUAUCUCAGGUUGCCCACUACAAGCAUUUAUCUUCAUGGGACCAAUUUACUACCAGAAAUUAAAACAUAUGGUCCUGGAUAAAAUCCAUGCCAGAGGUAGCGGGCCUCGAGUUAUGCUAACUAGGCAGCCUACUGAAGGCAGAGCCCGAAAUGGAGGACUGCGUGUAGGAGAAAUGGAACGUGAUUGCCUGAUUUCUUAUGGAGCUAGCCUGUUGAUUUUUGAGCGCCUAAUGAUCUCUAGUGAUCCUUUUGAAGUGCAGGUUUGUAGAAAGUGUGGUUUGUUAGGAUAUUUCAGUCAUAAGCUGAAAAGAGGGAUUUGUUCUUCCUGUAGUAAUGGAGAUAAUAUCUCUAUGAUUAAGUUGCCAUAUGCUUGCAAGCUCUUAUUUCAGGAACUGCAAUCAAUGAACAUUGUUCCUCGCAUCAAUUUAGCAGAACCAUAAGACACUCGAAGCCCAAUGGAGUAUGAAUCUCUUUCCAGUGUCAUUGAAGUAAAUACUUAGAUUGUAUUCUUUUAUGGGAAGGAAUUGUAUGUUGGUUUUUAGUUUAGUUUAAUACUAUUGAUUUGCCAAAUGCUGGAGAAAGCUAUUUAUAGUUAGUUUAUUAUCAAAAAAAAAGAAAAAGAAAUGCAUAGUUAGUAAUUUUAUUCAGCUCUUUUGGCUUUUGUGCAAUGCGUAUUUUAUUAUAUAUAAGAAAAAAUCAGAUUUAUUGCC
Theobroma umbraticum is the source of this 3999-nucleotide messenger RNA. It is a transcript of the gene NRPC2, whose product is annotated as nuclear RNA polymerase C2. Gene Ontology annotation, molecular function: DNA binding; DNA-directed RNA polymerase activity; ribonucleoside binding. Gene Ontology annotation, biological process: DNA-templated transcription. Lineage: Eukaryota; Viridiplantae; Streptophyta; Magnoliopsida; Malvales; Malvaceae. The record is from RefSeq and is a predicted model, not a curated record.